UGCCACCAAUUUGCAACCCCAAUAAAAUGGAGAGCGUCAAUCUCUGUCUCCUUGAAUCCCUUCACUCUCCAUUCACUUUCCGUACUCUGUACGCACCAUUCAGUCUUUCAACUCUCUUAACUAUUCCUUCUGCCUCACUUUACGAGUAAUCACAAUGCCUGUCGAGAGAUCUGUCAAGCGAGCCCACUCUUCCACUGCCAAGGAACUCAAGUCACACAGUUCCGACACAAAAAAACUAGCAAAACCAGUUGCUGUCGACGAAGAUGUCGCUGCUGCCGUCCAUCCGUAUCCAAAGUCCGCCAAGGAGCGUGCGGAUGCCAUUAAUCGGCAUACUGGCCGCAAGAUCACGCCUUUCCAGUUCCAGGUCUACGAUCUCUGUUUACAGAUCCCCGAGGGUCAGAUUUCGACCUAUAAACACAUCUCAGAUGCGCUCAAGUCCUCGUCUAGGGCGGUCGGGCAGGCCCUUAAAGUAAAUCCAUACGCGCCGCUUCCAGUCCCAUGUCAUCGCGUCCUUGACUCGAAACUGUACAUUGGCGGCUACAUGGGUCAAUGGGGUGAAGGCGAGAAGAUUGACGACAAGCGUGCAAAAUUGUAUCAUGAGGGGAUUGUCUUUGACGAGACAGAUCAUGUUGUGGCCAAGGCACGGAACAAUGCCGUUUUCACUGACUUUAAAAUCCUGGAAUAAGAAGUCAUUGUCUCAACUGACUAGUGGUAGACAUAUCCCUUGAAAUAAACUGGUGGUUAUAGUCUACUUACAAAAGUACGUCUAUAGAUGUUGCUGCACC
Gamsiella multidivaricata is the source of this 785-nucleotide messenger RNA. Its product is annotated as 6-O-methylguanine DNA methyltransferase. Bases 155 to 685 code for a protein of 176 amino acids. The transcript has 3 exons. The record is from RefSeq and is a predicted model, not a curated record. Gene Ontology annotation, molecular function: methylated-DNA-[protein]-cysteine S-methyltransferase activity. Lineage: Eukaryota; Fungi; Mortierellomycota; Mortierellomycetes; Mortierellales; Mortierellaceae. Gene Ontology annotation, biological process: DNA repair.